Messenger RNA from Suillus paluster, 3931 nucleotides. RefSeq names its product glycosyltransferase family 2 protein. NCBI's taxonomy places the organism in Eukaryota, Fungi, Basidiomycota, Agaricomycetes, Boletales, Suillaceae. Gene Ontology annotation, molecular function: chitin synthase activity. The record is from RefSeq and is a predicted model, not a curated record. Bases 145 to 3513 code for a protein of 1122 amino acids. The transcript is spliced from 5 exons. Gene Ontology annotation, cellular component: cell septum; cell periphery.
GCUACUCCCAGCUGGCUGUUCCGGGCUUACGACUUUUCGUUUAUUUCCCUGUCUUUCGUUUCUGACCACUCUUUAUUAUCUACAGAUCCCUAGAGCACCGUUCUGGGUGUACAACUCUGUCUUUUUUUUUCGGGAGGAAAAGUCAUGGCGGCUAGGUUCGCACCACAGCCUACGUUCACAUCGAAUGAUGUCCCAGUACCAACAAAUCGACCCCCUCUAUCUACGGGCACCACUAUACGCCGCGCAAAAACCCUCACUCGCCCGGAGCGAAGUGUCGCACCAGUACCCCUCAUUAACCCUCAGUCUUCUCUCGCUCCUUCCGCGUCAGGAACAAUCCAAGUCGGUUCCCAGACUGGUGGUUUCGACCCAUGGCGCAUAUUCGCACAGAUAAUCACUUUCUGGGCUCCAUCCUUUUUGCUCAGCUCCGUCGGCGGUCUCAAAGACAAAGGAAAAAUCCAGGCAUGGAGAGAGAAAAUCGCCUUGUGUUUCAUUAUCGCUAUCCUAUGUCUCAUCGUUGGCUUCAUCACCGUCGGCACUCAGAAGGUCUUGUGUCCGGAGACUUCUAGCAUGAACCCCUCGCGGUACUCAGAUCUUGGCUCAGUCCCCGGCACAUUGAGCAUAGAUGGCAUUCUAUUCAAUGUGACCCAGGCCAAGAGUCCUUCAAGCGUGAACCUUGAUCUGCUCACUCAACAAGAGCCAGGACAGGACAUCACUCCCUACUUCUAUCGCACCGCCAGCGAAUAUUCGGCAUGCCAAGGUCUCACUUUCCGCGUCGCACUAGACACUCCGUGUACCACUACUACACAAUGUCCUCUCGGCCCACUCAACACCUCCUCCACCUUUACGCAACUUAACAUCCAAGAGACAACACUUCUGCUUGGUUACGACUGGGACCAGGUCGCCGCGCUUCCAAAUUACUUCGUCAUCGAUGGUGCUGUGCUGAACAUGAAUCCCUAUAUUUCACAGCAUCCCAGCGCAAUAGCCUCCGAUGCUGUAGAUGUCGCAAUUCGCACCAUUUUGCAGACGCAAGCGAGCUCUAGCGGAAAGGAUGGCACGCGUCUAUUUUACAACAAUGCUAAAAUCCUUUCGGCAGUCCCGUGCCUCAGUCAGCGUUACUACGCAGGAAACAUUGCCAAGAUUACGCCCGGCUGCUUCGUCAGCUCUCUCUUCCUGUAUGUAGGACUCAUCGUCAUCCUCGCCCUCGUACUUGUCCGCUUUGCAAUGGCGUGUGUAUUCAGCUGGUUCUUGUCUGCGAAGCUUGCCGGUCCCCCGGAUAAGUCGCAUCUCAACAGAUCGGCAAUCAGUCCAGCGGUGAUGCCCGGGGGUGCAAAUGUCUCGGUCGACAACCGCACGGGUACGGCGCCAUGGGCUGGCCCCCAUGGGUCGAAGAAACUUGUCAAAGUAACCCCAACUCGCCCCCCUGCAUCUUCCAGCACAACUUUGUUACCUGAUGCCGCACCGGUCAUGUCUCUCACUCAAAUAGGCGCCGAGUUAUUUGCCAUCUGCCUUGUGACGUGCUACUCUGAGGGUGAAGAUUCUAUACGCUCCACGCUGGAUUCCAUUUCGCGUACGACUUACUCCGAUGCACGCAAGUUACUUUUUAUUGUGGCGGACGGCAUGAUCACUGGUGCAGGAGAGAAGAUGAGCACGCCAGAUAUUUGUGUGGGAUUAUUGGAUGCAGAUCCUCGGUUUGGUAACCCCAUACCUAUGAGUUAUUUUGCAAUUGGCAGUGGAACGAAGCGGGAAAACAGGGCAAUGGUCUAUGCAGGGCACUACACGGUUGCUGGUCGUCGCACACCCACUGUCAUUGUUGUCAAAUGCGGAACGGAGGCGGAGGCUGCCAACGACAAAAAGCCCGGAAAUCGCGGCAAGCGAGACAGCCAGCUUAUUCUGAUGAACUUUUUCUCCCGUGUCACAUAUAAUGAUCGGAUGACCCCUCUUGACUUCGACUUGUUCCGGAAGAUUCAGACCCUGAUGGGCGUCACGCCUGACUUCUUUGAGGUCUGCUUGAUGGUUGAUGCCGAUACCAAAGUCUACCCUGAAUCGCUGAAAUACCUCGUCAACUGCAUGCACCACGACCAGAUGAUCAUGGGCGUCUGCGGGGAGACUCGCAUAGCUAACAAACGUGAUUCCUGGGUCACCGCCAUCCAAGUCUUCGAAUACUUCAUCUCCCAUCACUUAGCCAAAGCCUUCGAAUCCGUCUUUGGUGGUGUCUCAUGUUUACCAGGAUGCUUCUCCAUGUUCCGGCUGAAAGCGCGGAAAACGACGGGCGACGACUGGAUCCCUCUCAUCGUCAAGCCUGAAAUUGUACGCGAAUACAGUCAAAGCGAGGUCACUACGCUGCACCAACAGAACCUUCUUCUACUCGGAGAAGACCGCUUCCUCACCACCAUUCUCCUUCGUACAUUCCCCAAUCGCAAGAUGAUGUUCUUACCCCAAGCCAAGUGCCGCACUGUUGUACCCGAUACGUUCAAAGUCCUCCUCUCGCAGCGUCGUCGGUGGAUCAACAGCACGAUCCACAAUCUGAUGGAACUGGUUCUCGUGCGCAAUCUAUGCGGGACGUUCUGCUUUAGCAUGCAAUUCGUGGUCUUCAUGGAUUUGCUUGGGACGGUUGUGCUACCCAUUGCUAUUGCGCUCACGUAUACGCUUAUUGUGGGUAUGAUCAUGCAACCCCCAACGACAUUCGAGGAAGCGAUCCCGCUCAUGUUGCUUGUAUCUGUGCUGGGUCUUCCUGCCGUGCUGAUUUUGAUAACAACGAGGAAGAUUGUAUAUGUGUUCUGGAUGCUCAUAUACCUCGUGGCACUUCCGGUGUGGAAUUUUAUUCUUCCCGUGUAUGCGUUCUGGCAUUUUGAUGACUUCUCAUGGGGAGAGACGAGGAAAGUGGAAGGGGAGGCAAAAGGAGAAGGACAUGGCGCUGGCUCUGGCACCUUUGAUGGUUCCUCGGUUCCUCUUCGCCGUUGGGAAGACUGGGAGCGCUCGCGCCUUCGCAAACUCAAGCGUGAGGAACGGCGACGACGCGACUUUGAGCGCAUGCACCCAUCAGGAUACAUCGAGAACGACCUCCUCAGCGCGCGCAGCGACGCCCGCAGUCAAUACGGCGACGGAUCAGAUACGCAUUCCGUCGUAUCAUCUGAGGACGACCAUUGGGGCCCGCAGAUUGGUGGUUAUAACGAGAAUCAUACUCAGUUCCCCGCACCGCCUGUCGGACUCUUUGUGCCUGGGGUUGAUGGGAAUAAGGUGGUUGGCGGUGCGGAGAUGGAUGCGAUGUUGGAGAGUGGAUUUGAUGAUGAUGAUAGCCCAUCGCGGACGCCUACGAGCGCGAUGUAUGCAACCCGGUAUCAGCUUAGCGAUAACCCAUCACAGCAACGUCUCAUGUCCUAUGCAUCUUCCGACUCGGGCUCACGGACGCCUCCUGUACACCAUCAGCCGUACGGCACACGAAUAGAGGACCGGAAUCGCGCUGGUGAGAAAUAUGGACCGCUUGGACCGUUGGAUCCUGGAGAGAAGUUUUAGAUUGGGACGCUUGCAUAUUUUGAGGACGGUAUCUCAUUUGAUGUUUCAUACAUACUGCACAUAGUGUUUGUGCGGUUUUUUUUAUAAGUAUCUCAUGUUGGUGCUCGCUAUAGCUGAUAUGAAAUGGUAGGUACUAUAAUUACUUGUGCUGUUACUUGUUAGUUACGAGUGCCAUGUUUCAUAUGCUUUGGCCAGUGACUGCGAGUUGAUAAUAAUAUCUGAACUUUUUCAUUCAACUCCGUCGCCAACCUCAUGCUUACUUUUUCACAGGAUCUGGAGCUCCUCAAUGCUUGCCAAGGGUGAUAUGGGAAGUCAUAAACUCAUUAAUGCCUUCAUCAAUGUUGGUGACGACGGGAAGUCACUCAAGUUUUAACCCGCUGGACGCGCACUUCCGCUCGCUGGGUCAUAUUCAGUGAAC